CACGCGUUCCCCAAAUUCUCCCACCCUACUAGAAAUCCCCAUAUCCGCGGCGGCGCCGUCCAUCGGAUUCGAUCCUCCUAGCGAGUCGACUCCAUCUGAUCGGCGGAGCCGGGGCACCAGCCACCAUGUGGGCGGCAUCGUGCCUGGCGUCGUGCUGCGCGGCGUGCGCGUGCGAGGCGUGCCGGACGGCGGUCGGCAGCAUCGGCCGCCGCUCCGCCCGCAUCGCCUACUGCGGCCUCUUCGCGCUCUCCCUCUUCGCAUCCUGGGCGCUCCGCGAGGUCGCCGCGCCCCUCCUCCAGUCGAUCCCAUGGAUUAACCACUUCCACAAGACCCCCGACCGCGAGUGGUUCGAGACCGACGCGGUGCUCAGGGUCAGCCUCGGCAACUUCCUCUUCUUCACCAUCCUCGCCGUCAUCAUGGCCGGGAUAAAGGACCAGAAGGACCCCCGUGACAAGAUCCACCACGGCGGAUGGAUGGCCAAGAUCUUCUGCUGGGUCAUCAUCGUCUUCCUCAUGUUCUUCGUGCCCAACGGGGUCGUCAGCUUCUAUGAAUCUAUAUCCAAGUUUGGCUCUGGGCUGUUCCUUCUCGUUCAGGUUGUUCUGCUGUUGGAUUUUGUGCACGGAUGGAAUGAGAACUGGGUCGCCAAGGAUGAGCAGUUCUGGUACAUGGCUCUGUUGGUUGUCUCGGUUGUCUGUUACAUUGCCACGUUCUGUUUCUCGGGUCUCCUAUUUCACUGGUUCACUCCAUCUGGACAUGACUGCGGACUCAACCUGUUUUUCAUUGUCUUCACGUUGAUUCUUGUUUUUGCGUUUGCUAUUGUUGCCCUGCACCCAAAGAUCAAUGGAAGCUUGUUGCCUGCAUCAGUUAUUGGUAUGUACUGUACAUAUCUGUGCUACAGUGGACUCUCCAGUGAGCCAAGGGAUUACGAAUGCAAUGGGCUUCACAAUCACUCAAAAGCUGUGUCAACUGGUAGCCUUACAUUGGGACUCCUUACCACGGUCCUCUCUGUGGUCUAUUCUGCUGUCCGCGCUGGCUCCUCUGCAACUGUGCUCUCGCCACCAGACUCACCACGUGGGACCGACAAGCCAUUGCUUCCCUUCAGCAAGGCAGACGAACAAGAAGAUAAGAAGGAUGUGCCGAGGCCGGUGACAUACUCCUACUCUUUCUUUCACCUCAUCUUCUCCCUGGCCAGCAUGUACUCGGCAAUGCUCUUGACUGGCUGGUCAACUUCGGUUGGUGAGAGCGGAAAGCUUGUGGAUGUUGGGUGGCCAUCUGUCUGGGUCAGGAUUGCAACCCAGUGGGCGACGGCAGGUCUGUUCAUAUGGUCGCUUGUUGCACCCGUCCUCUUUCCCGACAGGGAAUUCUAAGUUCAACCACGGUAAGCCUGGAGCAUCAAACGUGUCUACUGUGGUAGCUAAUAUAUCCUAUCAAGUAUGUUGCCUUUAAAACAUGCUCCGAGUCGGUGUUUGCCCACUGUUAUCAAGUUUGUCUACUUAAUAACAUGUGACUUUAGGCAUUGUGCCACUAUCUUAACAGUGAACGUGUGCUGCUUGUAUUGUGUAUAUACUGGAGAAUUUUAAGAAUGCUUCGUGCGAGCGUGUUGUGU
Molecule: messenger RNA, 1606 nt
Organism: Zea mays
Lineage: Eukaryota; Viridiplantae; Streptophyta; Magnoliopsida; Poales; Poaceae
Product: Serinc-domain containing serine and sphingolipid biosynthesis protein
Exons: 6
Coding region: 126-1367 (413 amino acids)
Cellular component (GO): membrane
Source: RefSeq, marked predicted